Mugil cephalus (flathead mullet) is the source of this 3901-nucleotide messenger RNA. It is a transcript of the gene sema3g, whose product is annotated as sema domain, immunoglobulin domain (Ig), short basic domain, secreted, (semaphorin) 3bl. NCBI's taxonomy places the organism in Eukaryota, Metazoa, Chordata, Actinopteri, Mugiliformes, Mugilidae. The record is from RefSeq and is a predicted model, not a curated record. Gene Ontology annotation, molecular function: semaphorin receptor binding; chemorepellent activity. The coding region runs from base 306 to 2672 and encodes 788 amino acids. Gene Ontology annotation, biological process: negative chemotaxis; positive regulation of cell migration; neural crest cell migration. The transcript is spliced from 16 exons.
GCUGACUACUGUUGGGCAGCUGCUUAAAGUGAACUGCUGAAGCCCUCGGAGAGGAGUCACUGAAUCUGCUCAGCGGCGCGGGCAGAGCGUGGCACUCACUCCGCGGAGAGGACGCGCAGCUGCUCCGUCAGAGAGAGAGAGAGAGAGAGAGCGCUUUUACGCGCAGGGAGGGAAAUCACUCUGAAACGCAAAUGCUGGAAUCUUAAGACCAGGGAUCAAGCAGUGUCUCUCCCUUUUAAGUUACCACGGAAUAUUUUAUUUGGUUGUACCAUCAGUAAAAAGCGGCAGGACAUCUCUUCGGCAAAAUGAAGGGAUUUACACCUUUCUUCAACAUGAUUGUUGUUGCGCUUCUUGUUGCCACGGUCUCUGCGACCAAGUUAAAUGUGCCACGACUGAGACUGUCCUAUAAAGACCUGCAGUCCACCAACAGGUCAUCUAUCUUCAGCGGUCAUCAUGGCCAGCUCUCUGUUACCGCCAUCUUUCUAGACGAGUACCGCGACCGCCUGUUCCUGGGUGGGAAGGACAUCCUGUACUCUCUCUUGUUGGGACCUGCCAACAGUGAAUCCAAAGAGAUCUACUGGCCCCCGUUACCUGGCAACAGAGACGACUGUAUUCAAACAGGGAAGGACCCACAGACGGAGUGCGCCAACUUUGUCCGGCUCCUGCAGCCAUACAACCGCACACACCUCCUGGCGUGUGGCACCGGUGCCUUCCAGCCCAUGUGUGCCUUCAUCUACGUGGGGCACAGAGGGGAGCACGUGUUCGCCAUGGAUCCCUUGAAUGUGGAGAAUGGACGAGGAAAGGUCCCACAUGAUCCCAGCUUCCCCUUCGCCAGCACCUUCAGUGGUGGCGAGUUGUACACGGGACUGACUGCAGAUUUCUUGGGAAGAGACUCCGUGAUCUUCAGGAGUAUGGGAGGUCGCUCAACCAUGAGGACAGAGACUGACCAGAAACUCCUUCAUGACCCCAAGUUCAUCGCAGCCCACCUCAUCCCGGACAACGACGACAGAGACAAUGACAAAGUGUAUUUCUUCUUCACUGAGAAGGCCACAGAGGCAGGCGACCGGGAGGGGGCCAUACACACACGAGUCGGGCGAGUGUGUGCGAACGAUGUUGGGGGCCAGAGAGUGCUGGUGAAUAAGUGGAGCACCUUCAUCAAAGCCAGGCUGGUCUGUUCCGUACCGGGACCUCACGGCAUUGACACACACUUCAACCAGCUUGAGGAUGUCUUCUUGUUGAGGACCAAGGAUGAGAGAAACCCUGAUGUCUACGCCAUUUUCAGCACUAUCAGUAACGUGUUCCAGGGCUUCGCUGUGUGUGUUUACCGUAUGGCCGACAUCAGAGAAGCCUUCAAUGGUCCCUUCGCUCAUAAAGAGGGUCCCGACUAUCAGUGGGGUGUUUAUGAAGGCAGGGUCCCCUAUCCAAGACCAGGCGUGUGCCCCAGUAAAAUCAUCAACCAGCCCGGCAGAGAGUUCAGCAGCACAAAGGACUUCCCCGAUUCGGUGCUGCAGUUUGCUCGCAGCCACCCGUUGAUGUGGCGCCCGGUGCAUCCAGCCCUGCGCCAACCUGUGCUCGUAAAGGCGAACAUUCCUUACAAGCUGAAACAAAUUGUGGUGGACCGGGUUGAGGCGGAGGAUGGGCAGUAUGAUGUCAUGUUCAUCGGAACAGAUAGCGGUACAGUACUGAAGGUCAUUGCCCUGCACAGUGGGAACAGUUUAGAGACAGAGGAAGUCACAUUGGAGGAGCUACAAGUCUUCAAGGUGCCAACUCCUAUUACAUCAAUGGACAUUUCAGUGAAAAGGCAAGCCUUGUAUGUGGGCUCUCCAGCAGGUGUAGCGCAGGUGAAGUUGCACCGCUGCGAGACUUACGGGAAAGCCUGCGCCGAGUGCUGUCUGGCCAGAGACCCUUACUGCGCCUGGGACGGGUCUUCCUGCUCACGAUUCCUCCCCAACAGCAAACGCCGCUUCCGCAGACAGGACAUCAGGCACGGAAACCCCACGCUUCAGUGUGUGGAUCAGAAUCCGAGUGAAGACCUCGAUGUGACGGAGGACAGGAUGGUAUACGGGACUGAAAACAACAGCACCUUCCUAGAGUGCGUUCCCCGCUCUCCCCAAGCCACCGUCACCUGGCUAGUGCAACGGGACGACCGCAAGGAAGAGGUGAAGCUGGAUGACCGCGUGAUGUCCACAGAGCAGGGUCUCCUGUUCCGUCGCCUCUUCCGUCAAGACGAGGGCGUGUACAUAUGCCGCUCCAGAGAGCACGGCUUCACGCAGACCCUGACCCGCCUCACCCUCGAGGUCCUCCAGGGGGACACGGUGGACGAGCUAAUGGCGCGUGACAACACGGGCCUCUCCGAGUCAUUCAAAGACCGGUCCAUGGGAAGUUUCCGGCCCUGGAUGCCUUGCAGCGCGUACAGCCGGGCCGGCUCGUCGAGCCAGAUCGGGCAGUCGCGCACGUGGUUCAAGGAUAUCAUGCAACUCAUCGGGCCGUCGAACCUGCCGCACGUGGAGGAGUACUGUGAGAGGAUGUGGUGCAACGACAAGCUGAGGAGGAAACACAAGAGCAUGCUGGAGAAGUACCGCCAGGCGCAGGAGAGCGCCAGGAAGGCUCGUAGCAAAAGCUCCGGGGAGCGCAACCGGACGCCGCGGGACCUACGGGCCUGGGAGGAGUAAGCAGGAGGGGACAAUAGACGGACAAAAUGAAAGAAGACUGGUGAAAAGACCAGUCCAAACAUUCCUUCUUUCAUUUAUAAGAAUGUAGAAGAUCUGAACCCUGAAAAGAAAUGUUAAAAUCUAAAGCUUAACUGAAAAGCUUCUUCCUGCUGUCUUCUUAAUAUAUUCAGUAAGAAGUGAGACGGUGUGUGUGGGAGGUUUUUGGUUGUAAAGUUGGUGUAUUAAAUGCAUUGGCUAUGGUCUUGGCUGUGGCACUAAGAAGACAGAUGUGCUCGCUUGUCAGGAAAUGCAGCACGACGAGAGAUCGCAAUGCUGAACUGAAGCUGUUGUUACUGAUGUGACGUAGACGUAGAGAUUUUUUUUUUUGAGAAAAAGAGAAAAGACACUUUCAAAUACACCCUGAGGAUGCUUUUUAAAACCUUGCCUACACAGGACUCUUCCUCCUCUUCCUCUCACACUUCUAUUCUCGUACUGACAUGACAGGCACUUCUUGCAUUCCCACAAGUCUUUUUUCCUCCCCUCCGAUGUGUUUCACCCUCAGAUUUAUAAACCAUAUGUAUUCCUAUGGGCUGACUUUACCGACAGCAGACGACGUUCCGUGUUUUCGCUCUUUGAGUUCGGCUCGUGUCAAAUUAUUCAUUUCUCCACACACGCGCUUCUAUGCUGAUUCUUUUUUUUUUUCUUUUUCUGAACAGUCACUGGAUUCAUUUCAUCCUCGCUCUGCAUCUAAUUUGGUCUCUUACAUUUCAGCUCACUUUGCAGCGUGUUUGUAAGAGGAUCUGGUGAAGCGGGCAAGUUAUACACGUUUACAGUGUCUGGUCUUGCCAGCACACACACACACACACACACACACUCAUCACACUGAAGACAUAAGCUCAGCUCGCUCACACUGCCGUAAGACGACUGUUGACGGUUCAACAGAUUAAAGGCACGUUGCUUUAUUUUUAAUCCUGUGGGUUGGACCAUUCCAUUACACACCAGCUAGACACAUCAAUCCUUUAAAGGACAUUUCACAAAUUCAUGCUUUUGGGGGCAGUGAAAUGUACUAAGGUCGGGGAUAAUCCAGAUAUCGAGAUACUUCUCUGAUGAACCUCAUGCAUGGCAGUAACAUUAAAACAUAUUCAAUAAGAAAGCCAGUAAAUAAUCAUUAUUUUAGUGUUUUGUUUGUUACUUAAUUGUCAGAUAAAUGCACAAUAAAUGAUUUCAAUGAUGAUUUUCCAGUGCCCGAG